Drosophila sulfurigaster albostrigata is the source of this 624-nucleotide messenger RNA. RefSeq lists its product as uncharacterized. Bases 14 to 553 code for a protein of 179 amino acids. The record is from RefSeq and is a predicted model, not a curated record. NCBI's taxonomy places the organism in Eukaryota, Metazoa, Arthropoda, Insecta, Diptera, Drosophilidae. The transcript has 3 exons.
UCGAUUUGAAAACAUGGAACAGCGGAAUAAUUAUAUAAUGCUAUUGCUUAUAUUGCUCCUGCAAAUAUUUUGUACAGCUCCAGGUCAAGCAGUUUUUGCUGUCACAAAAGCGGAAUGUACCCCAUUGGAUUUAAAUUAUUGCUAUUUCAAACACUGUGAAAUGCGAACCGAUGCUAAAGGGCAAACUUCAUUAAACUUUCAUGUCGCAAUGCGUGAUAAAAGACCUGUUAAUGACGUCACUAUGAAUAUUAUCUUCUCUAGAGUUACAAAGGCUUACCGGAUGCAAAUAAUAAACGAGACAUUCGAUUUCUGUGCUUUCAUGGGACAGAACGCGCCUUCUCAAAUGUUCCAUUUAAUAAACCAGCAUUUUAAUAAAUACACGAAUGCUAAUCACUCGUGUCCUUAUCAGCACGAUAUUAUUUACUAUGGCAUCGACAGUGAGAAAUUCUUCACGGAGAUUCCGGCUCCUAAGGGUAACUACAUUUUGCAGAUGCGUGUGGCAGCUAAUAAAAAGUGGAGAACUACUAUGAAAGUCUAUGGCACUCAGAAUUAAUGACUAAAUAGCACAAAACUAAUGUUUAUUUUACAAAUUUAAAAAAAAAUAAAUGAAUUAUUAGCGCCAUC